CGUAGUACGGCACGUAACAUCGGCAAUAUCGUCUCCUCCAUGAACCUGGCAGGACGUAUCGGCGCUCAAGACGAUAUCCCGGAGUGGGAUACCCAUGGUGAGAGAAGCAAGGGCGGCUGAGGCGAAGAAAGCGAAGGUAUUCAUUCUUUUGGAGAUGAUUUAUGACGUGGAUAAUCAGUUCUGGGUAUGAAAUGAAAAUAUAAAACGACUUCCGCAGCUGCAGACGGACAUGUUCGCCCUGAAAUGCAGGUGUUGCAAUUCGGCGAUCUGCGGCAAUAUCGUGCAGAUCGGCUCGGCCUCUUUGGGGUGGUGAUUGAUGUUGCUAUGCAAGGGUUGUACUCUUUUUGGAGUUGUCGGGUGGCGAGACAGCUCUGAUCAUGUUUUACUUGUUGGGUUAUUUGCUUUGUGGCCUUAUUGUUGCAGCGCGACUCAUCGAUUGUAUAAUUACAUAUUUGUCCGGUUCGUAUUUGUUGGGAGAAAAGCCUUGUGUCAGAUUUUGGUAUACCGUCGAUUUACCAGCUCCGAUUGGACCAGAGUACUGGACCCUUCAAUAUCUACGGGCCACAGUAGACUAAGAGGUACUUGUCGGACGCCUCCUUGGAACAUGACCUGAGAUUGAGAG
Molecule: messenger RNA, 622 nt
Organism: Aspergillus alliaceus
Lineage: Eukaryota; Fungi; Ascomycota; Eurotiomycetes; Eurotiales; Aspergillaceae
Exons: 2
Source: RefSeq, a predicted model, not a curated record